Molecule: messenger RNA, 567 nt
Organism: Pocillopora damicornis (cauliflower coral)
Lineage: Eukaryota; Metazoa; Cnidaria; Anthozoa; Scleractinia; Pocilloporidae
Product: putative skeletal organic matrix protein 5
Source: RefSeq, a predicted model, not a curated record
AUGACCGGUAUAGAAGACUGCGGAGAAAGAGCCUGGACACUGGUGAUGAAAGUACAUAGGACUAAGAACACGUUUACUUACGAUUCUCCUCAGUGGGACAGAAAAACUCCCUACCAAGUGAUUGGAGAUAGAACAGAGUACAAACUUCCUGGAUAUUGGCUCAAUCCUUUCAGAAAACUCUGCGUUUCCAUGAAGUUUCAAACAGGAGCCAAGAUAAAUAUGCUCAUGAAAGUCAACAUCAGUGCAAAUUCGCUUUACUCGCUGUUGCACGGGGGUGUUAGCAAAACUUUGACAGGAAGUCCUUUUGUCAUCAAACCUUGGACCCCACAAAACAUCAACACAAGUUGUUUGGUCCGCGGCUUCAACAUCCGGGACACUCAACAGGGGAUUAUGAAAUCACGGGUUGGAGUGCAGUCCCAAACCACGAAUUGUAACUCGCCUUAUAUAGUGCGAGGCGUUGGUAUUGGUCUGCAGGGGUAUUCUGAUGUGAGUUGUGGUGAAAUACAUGUGAAUAAGGACCUUAGCAAAAAAGUAUUCCCAGCUACCUGUGCAGUCUAUGUUCAAUAA